Messenger RNA from Schistosoma margrebowiei, 1389 nucleotides. NCBI's taxonomy places the organism in Eukaryota, Metazoa, Platyhelminthes, Trematoda, Strigeidida, Schistosomatidae. The record is from the annotation of a GenBank genome assembly.
AUGAAACUCAUAUGCAAAUUUUUAUCUCAACAAACUGAAAUUGUUCUAUUAAAGAUGCGUGAAAUAGUACAUAUACAAGUUGGACAAUGUGGUAAUCAAAUCGGGUCAAAAUUUUGGGAAGUGAUUUCUGAUGAACAUGGAAUCGAUCCUACGGGAAAUUAUACAGGUGAAUCUAAUUUACAGCUGGAACGAAUUACAGUGUACUACAAUGAAUCGUCUUCUCAAAAAUAUGUUCCGCGUGCAAUAUUAGUAGACCUGGAACCAGGAACAAUGGAUAGUGUUCGUACAGGUCCAUUCGGAAAAUUAUUUCGUCCAGACAACUUUGUAUUUGGACAAAGUGGUGCAGGAAACAACUGGGCUAAAGGUCAUUAUACUGAAGGUGCCGAACUUGUAGAUUCAGUAUUAGAUGUGAUGCGUAAGGAGGCAGAGAACACGGAUUCUCUUCAAGGUUUUCAAUUGACUCAUUCACUUGGUGGUGGAACUGGUUCAGGUUUGGGAACACUGUUGAUUUCGAAAAUUCGUGAAGAGUAUCCUGAUCGAAUAAUGAACACAUUUUCAGUUGUUCCAUCUCCUAAGGUGUCCGACACUGUUGUCGAGCCAUACAAUGCUACACUGUCUGUACAUCAACUUGUUGAGAAUACUGAUGAAACGUUCUGCAUCGACAAUGAAGCACUCUAUGACAUCUGCUUCAGAACACUCAAGUUAACCAACCCCACUUAUGGAGAUCUCAACCACUUGGUUAGUGCGACCAUGUCUGGAGUGACCACCUGCCUCAGAUUUCCUGGACAGCUGAAUGCCGAUCUACGGAAACUGGCGGUCAAUAUGGUCCCGUUUCCUCGAUUGCAUUUCUUCAUGCCAGGAUUUGCUCCGCUAACAAGUCGUGGCAGCCAACAGUAUCGUUCAUUAACUGUGCCUGAACUGACACAACAAAUGUUUGAUGCAAAGAAUAUGAUGGCUGCCUGUGAUCCUCGUCAUGGUCGUUACUUGACAGUGGCGGCGAUCUUCCGUGGUCGUAUGUCUAUGAAGGAGGUGGAUGAGCAGAUGUUGAAUGUGCAGAAUAAGAAUUCGAGUUAUUUUGUCGAGUGGAUCCCGAAUAAUGUGAAGACGGCAGUAUGUGACAUUCCUCCUCGUGGUUUGAAGAUGUCGGUGACUUUUAUUGGUAAUAGUACGGCAAUGCAAGUGUUAUUCAAGCGAAUUUGUGAACAGUUCAGUGCCAUGUUCCGUCGUAAAGCGUUUUUACAUUGGUAUACCAGUGAAGGGAUGGAUGAGAUGGAAUUUACUGAGGCUGAAUCAAAUAUGAAUGAUUUGGUAAGUGAAUAUCAACAAUAUCAAGAUGCAACGGUCGAUGACGAGAACGAUUCUGAUAUCGAAGGAAUAGAGGAAGCUUAG